This is a messenger RNA of Pteropus alecto (black flying fox), 1823 nucleotides long. RefSeq names its product methylsterol monooxygenase 1 (gene MSMO1). The record is from RefSeq and is a predicted model, not a curated record. Gene Ontology annotation, biological process: sterol biosynthetic process. NCBI's taxonomy places the organism in Eukaryota, Metazoa, Chordata, Mammalia, Chiroptera, Pteropodidae. The coding region runs from base 153 to 1034 and encodes 293 amino acids. Gene Ontology annotation, molecular function: iron ion binding; C-4 methylsterol oxidase activity. The transcript is spliced from 6 exons.
AGCAGGAGAAGCCGACUCUAGUCUCUCGGCUCCACCCCGAACCGGAAAAGGUGGGUUUCCGGACGCUGCACCUGCCUGGGUGUAGGUGUAGGUGAGCCGCAGUCUCCGCGAGACCUUCCAGAAUUAUAAAGCUGUCCUCAGAGAUCCGAAAAAUGGCAACAAAUGAAAAUGUCAGCAUCUUUAGUUCAGCGUCCUUGGCUGUGGAGUAUGUAGAUUCACUGUUACCUGAGAAUCCUCUGCAAGAGCCAUUUAAAAAUGCUUGGAACUAUAUGUUAGAUAAUUAUACAAAGUUCCAGAUUGCAACAUGGGGAUCCCUGAUAAUUCACGAGGUCAUUUAUUUCUUGUUCAGUUUACCUGGAUUUUUGUUUCAAUUUAUACCUUACAUGAAAAAGUACAAAAUUCAGAAGGAUAAACCAGAAACAUGGGAAGGCCAAUGGAAAUGCUUUAAAGUACUUCUCUUUAAUCACUUUUGUAUCCAGUUUCCUUUGAUUUGUGGAACUUAUUAUUUUACAGAGUAUUUCAAUAUUCCUUAUGAUUGGGAAACAAUGCCAAGAUGGUAUUUGCUUCUGGCAAGAUGCUUUGGUUGUGCAGUGAUUGAAGAUACCUGGCACUAUUUCUUACAUAGGCUCUUGCACCACAAAAGAAUAUAUAAAUAUAUUCAUAAAAUUCAUCAUGAGUUUCAGGCUCCAUUUGGAAUGGAAGCUGAAUAUGCACAUCCCCUUGAAACGCUAAUUCUUGGAACUGGAUUUUUCAUUGGAAUUGUUCUUUUAUGUGAUCAUGUAGUUCUUCUUUGGGCAUGGGUGACCAUUCGUUUGCUAGAAACUAUCGAUGUCCACAGUGGUUAUGAUAUUCCUCUCAACCCUCUAAAUCUCAUCCCAUUCUAUGCUGGUUCUCGACAUCACGAUUUUCACCACAUGAACUUCAUUGGAAACUAUGCUUCAACAUUCACGUGGUGGGAUAGAAUUUUUGGAACAGACUCUCAAUUUAUUGCCUACACUGAAAAGAUGAAGAAGAUUAAGAAAAAGGCUGAAUAAAUAUCUAUGUAAACCUUCCUGAAGAAACACAUUUUCCUGGAUUAAAAGUAGUAGCUAACAUUGCUUCUGGGGAGCAGAAACAAACAUGUCUUGGCUGCUAAGUGAUGGAAAAAAAUUAACAACCUUUAUCUUCCUAGUGGGAACUUUUUCUAUUUUCCAUUCAAGUUCUGUAUGUGUAGAAAUAAGAAAGGAAGUUUUAAAGGCCGUGUUGCUAACUUUACAAAAAGAUUUGUGUAAAGUAAAUGGAAAAAGGAUUAACCUGUCUGUCCCUACCAUUAAUACUAUAGACCUGAAGUUGAAGUUGGUCUUUAAAUCUUAGUGGCCAUUUUAACAACUUUUAUUAGUGAAUGUUGACCUCAUCUUGAACUUUAAACGUUUUUUAGAAUUUGCCUAAAGAUCAAAAUAUGGGAUGAAUGACAUCAGUUGAUACGAUGUGAGUGGGGCUGCAAAAUCAGGAAUAGCCAACACCAAGAAUUUCUACUCUUGUCUGGAGCUGACCGAUUUGGGGUGAUUUUCUUUGAGAAGUCCUUUUGGGUCCCUACUAUUGACAUCUAUAAAUUAAAGCAAAUCUGAAUCGAUGUAAGUGGAAUAUUUUAGUCUAAAGGUUUUCAGGUUUCUUGAAUUUUAAAUAAAUAAAUAAAUAAACCUUUAUUUCUGCCACUUACUGUUUAAUAUUUGAAAAUCAGGUUUUUAUUAUACUUAAAACUGUAUCUUAAAAUUUUGUGAACCUACUUGGUGUAUUUGCACUUUGAGCUACUGAAAUAAAUGUGAUUUUUUUGCGUCUGGUUA